UAUAUUUUUAUAUAUGUAUGCGUUUGUUUCUGUGUGUGUUUUGAGUGCGUGCGAUAUUGAUUUUUAUCCAGGCAACGUUGACUGUUGAUCGCCCAUUGUUGAAACCCUAAAUUUUGUUUUAUAUGUGGACUUGUUGAAUUGGACUGUUUAUCUUGGGGAAGAAACGCCUUUUCUGUUUUAAUUGAAAUGAAUUGAACGAAUUGAUUAAUAAUUUUGAAUUUUGUUUUGGUUUUUGAUGAUCGAAGGGAUAGGUCUUAAUAGCGAUCGAUUGUACUGAAUUAUGGUUUUGGAUUGGAUUAUUUUCUGGAUUGGAAUUUGACCUUUUUGGUUUUUUCGAAACCCUAAUAUUAAAUUUAUAUAAGCUUGAAGAGCUAUGUGUUGUUUAUUUGACUUGAUCAAAUUCUGAUGUUUAGUACUGAAAAUUGAAGCGAUAAACUGCAAUUUAUUUCAUGUUACGGUUUAAGUUUCCGAGGCUGGGGUAAUUACAAUAACAUGACGAGAUUCAGUAACGAGAUUUAUGUUCUAGAUAUUUCUAUUCAAUUUGAUUUUACAGUCUUCUUAGGAUGAAUAUGCAGCUUUAAUAUGGUUAUGAAAUCUGAACUCUAAAUACUGAAUUUAAUUGUCGAACAAAGAGCGGUCGUUUCCAGAUUUUACUUGCUACCAUCAGUGCAGAAUUUGUUCAAACAAUAUAAAUGUAGUUUUACUCAUGCAAAUGAAUGAAAAGAAGAAAGGCAGGGUUAUUGUUGAUGUAGUAGCUUGGUGUGUUAAGAGAGCCUCUGGCAAAAACUGAUGUGUUUUGAAUUUUAUCAUUUAUUAACACUUUCAAGUCUCACAUACUUCUGGAAUGUGCAGCGAGAAAAUACUAGUUUGGAUCGGAGAAAGCAGAGGUCAGAGUAUGUUAUUGUGAUGAAAAGCUGACUGUUUGAAGGAUAUGCUAUGAAGGAGGGCGUGAAACAGGAGUUGUCUUUUCCAUUUCAAAACUCAGUGAACAAUGAAAGUAAUGAAGGCCAUGCGUUUUAUCAAGCAUCUGCCCCUCAUGAAUCCCCCUUUUCACCUAUUCACUGGAAUGGAGUUGGAGUCGCUUUUCCACCUCGUUAUUACAAUCCAAAUGUAUCAUACCCUGGAUUCAACAAUCCAACCGCAUCCACUACGGGCUAUAAAUUUUCAAACUGUUAUCCGAUAGGAGGUUCUCCCUUGUUGGUUCCUCCCAAUGGCAAUAACAGUCCUCCACUGGUAUAUCGAAAACGAUUUCCUGAAAAGGUUUUUUCUCCCGAGCAUAAAUCAUCUGUCACAAUGAAUUCUGAUUCAGGGUGUUCUCCUGAUAAUGAACCCCUUGAACUUGGAGCGACUUUUGCUGUCAGGUCUUUCUCUGAGCCAAUACCAGGUAGUUCAGAUUGGAUUAAACCCAACGAAUUUGUAGAGAACAAUCACAAGAUUAAUCAUGUUGGUCCUCAAUCUCUGUUGGGGGAUAAUCUGGAGCUACAUGAAUAUAAGGCUUGGUUGUCUGGACACAACUCUAUGUUUAUUCCAGAAGAUACUAAUGCUCUAUCUGGCACGGUUUUCAAUCAGCCCAAAUUAAGCCAUGAAUGGUCAUCCAACUUUGAGCCUCAGGCACAUCAAUCAAACCCAUGUCAUCUGCAGUCUUGUCCACCUCCUGCACACUUUGAUGGCUCUUUGGAGCGCCAGAUGUAUGGGUGCAGUGUGGUGAAUCAAAAGUUUCAGAAUGAAGUAUCAGGAGAGAGUUCAUUGGUUCUGUCCCGGCCACCCUUGGCACCAAAUCACAGAUCUCAGCAACACGGAUUUUCUAAUGUUCAAGCUUCGAAAACCACAAGUUCAAGAGGGUCUGUGCACAGACUCCUAGUUUUGUAUCUCAUCUUCAGAAGCAAGCAACUAGAUGUCAUCAGAAGCCAACAGGAAUAUGUGGAUUAUCUACAUUUGGUAGUGUGUAGGGGCUUAGAUUGUAAAUGUAACAAGUACCGUGCUCUGGUAUCCCACUUUGAUAAUUGUCAAACCACUGACUGUAAAAUAUGUGGGCCAGUUCAUCAGAUUUUCCAUAACAAGAAAAUUAAGUCAGUGCCUGCUUCCAGUCCGUACUCUACUGACAAAAUGACCACGGUAUCUGAAAAUCCAAGAGGAUGUGUUAUAGGAAACCCCCAUCCUAGAGAUUUCACUUUUCAGGAGACUCAACCUGAUCCUAAACGUUUGAAGAUAGAGGCUGUUCCGCGUGAUGAUUGGUCUCUGAGUUCAGUUGUGCUUUCGUGCUCAGAGCUGCAAGCCGGGUGUCUAUUGGAUGAUGAGGAAAAUACAGCGAAGAUGAACAAGGAGCUGUUAAGUUCUAAUGAAGGCUCACCAGGUGUAAUAUGGAAUGGUGAUGCAGAUAAUGGUGGACCGGAGACUGAAACUAUCUGCUUCAGUAUGACUGAUGGACUCUUAGGCCUGGGGCAGUCAUCUGAAGACCCUAGAAACUCAGCCGCAUUGAAUAAUGUUGCCUUGUCUCAUUCUGAAGAGUUCAAUUUUGUGGACAAACAUCAGGAGUUGGACUGUGACAAUACUGGCAACAUCAAAUGUGAUGUAACUUCUAGUUGUCAAAGUUUGAAUUCCGAUGGCAUUUCUAUUCUUCCUGAAGAACCAGCAAUUGAUCCAGGAGAGGAAACCACACUAAUGUCUGUGACUGAAAAUGUGUGCUUCAGUAAAACUGAUGGACUCUUAGGCCUGGGGCAGUCAUCUGAAGACCCUAGAAACUCAGCCGCACUGAAAAAUGUUACCUUGUCUCAUUCUGAAGGGUUCAAUUUGGUGGAUAAACACCAGGAGAUGGACUGUGACAAUACUAGCAAUAUCAAAUGUGAUGUAACUUUUAGUUGUCAAAGUUUGGAUCCCGAUGGCGUUUCUAUUCUUCCUGAAGAACCAGCGACUGAUCCAGGAGAGAAAACCAAAAUAAUUUCUGUGGCUGAGCAUGAUAGAAUAGAUACAAACUGUGAUUCAUCUAAUUCUGAUUAUCAAUACGGCACAAAGCUGGAAGAGUUGAAAGGAUCAGGUGUUUCGUUAACUGAUGCCUUCACAGCCGAGCAAAUUAAAAUGCAUUUGGAUAGUCUCCGUCAAUGUACCAUCCCGAAUGCCGAGAAGGAAUUAUCUGGGGACAAAACUGCGCAAACCGCUGGGGCAAAUUCCUGUCAAUUAUGUCUUGUGGAUGUGCUCGCUUUUGCUGGUCCGCCUAUGUAUUGUUCAUGGUGCCAACUUCUAAUCAAGCACAAGUUAAAUUAUUAUUGGGCGACAGAUGAAUCGGGUACGCAAUACUGCUUUUGUAACUCAUGCUUCAGCCAUUCUCGUGGUGGUAGAAUCUCAAGUACGGGUGGGCUCACAUUUUCCAAAGCAAAACUUCAGAAGGCCAAAAAUACCACCGAACUUGACGAACCGUGGGUACAGUGUGACAAAUGUGAAAGAUGGCAACAUCAGGUUUGUGCUCUUUAUAAUUCAAAACGAGAUUUGGAAGGGAAAGUGGACUACAUUUGUCCAAAGUGUCGUUUAGCCGAGAUAGAAGCAAAAAAGCAUGUUCCCAUACCUCCAGCAACUGGGGCACGAGAUCUCCCUAGAACCAAGCUUAGUGAUCACAUAGAGCAAAGACUUCUCAGGAGCCUCGAGCAUGAGAGAAAACAAAGGGCAGAGUUAAUAGGGAAGUCCCCAGAAGAGGUACCUGGAGCAGCAGAUCUCGUAGUUAGAGUGGUUUUGGCUGUCAAUAAACAAUUAGAAGUGAAGCAGGAGUUUUUAGAUAUUAUCCCAGGUGAAAGUUAUCCGACCAAGUUUUCAUAUAAAUCUAAGGUGAUCUUGUUGUUUCAAAAGGUUGAAUGUGUUGAUGUCUGUCUCUUUUCCAUGUAUGUCCAAGAAUAUGGAUCAGACUGCGGGAACCCGAAUAAGCGUUCUAUAUAUAUUUCGUAUCUUGAUUCAGUGAAGUAUUUUACUCCUGAAAUAAAAACCGUUGCUGGUGUGGCUCUGCGUACCAUUGUAUAUCACGAAAUACUGAUUGGAUAUCUUGAUUACUGCAAGCAAUAUGGUUUCAAAACUUGCUACAUAUGGGCUUGCCCACCUAGAAAAGGGGAAGAUUACAUACUAUAUUGUCAUCCUGAGACUCAGAAAAGACCAGACGACAAUAGGCUUUCUCAAUGGUACAAGAAGAUGCUAAAAAAAGCUAAGCAAGACAAUGUUGUGGUGGAAUAUACUAAUUUCUACGAGCACUUCUUUAUUCCGAGUGGAGAAUGCAACAGCAAGAUAACAGCAGCUCGGUUACCUUAUUUUGAUGGAGAUUAUUGGUCUGGUGAAAUCGAGCAUCAUGUACGAAACUCUGAAAAGAACGAAGGAGGAGAUUCUGAGAGAAAGUUGAAAACCCAAAUGACAAGAAGAACUUUAAAAGCAAUGGGACAUACUGAUACGACAGAAGAUGUUCGAGCUAUGCAAGAACUCGGAGCUAAAAUCCAUCACAAAAAGGAUGACUUCUUCGUUGUCCACUUGCAGUUCAUUUGCACAAACUGCAAUGAAGCAAUUCUGUCUGGAAGUCGUUGGUCUUGUAACCAAUGCAGCAAAUUUCAUCUAUGUAGCAGAUGCUUUGAACUGAAGAAAACUCCCGAUGGACUGGAAACACUCAAAACUUGUCGUGGCAAAAAACACCAACUCUGGCAGAUUGCAGUGAGUGGUGUAGCUGCUGAUACUGAGGACAACGAUGUUAUUUUGCAUAAUGAGUUCCUUGACAACAGACACUCUUUCUUGGACUUCUGUCAGAAAAAUAAUUACCAAUUUGACUCACUUCGUCGUGCUAAGUAUUCAUCUAUGAUGAUCCUGCACCAUCUCCAUAAAAUGAGUACAUUUACUACACAAACUAUUUGCAGCAUUUGUCACCAUGAACCGGUGGUGAGGUGGCAUUGUGAGAUAUGCUCCGAGUUUCAUGCUUGCAAUGCAUGUUAUCAAAAGGAGGGGGACAGAUGUCACAUUCACAAGUUAGUUCAGCAAUCAAGGAAAGCUGAUUGUAGAACAAAUACUGAACAUAUUCAACAGCAAGGACAAUUGAAGAUUAGGUGGUUGCUGAAUGUUCUAGAACAUGCAAAUCAAUGUGGAGCAACUAAAGACAACCCUUGUACUUAUCCCAACUGUCAUGAUAUGAAGAUUCUUUUCUUGCACGGUGCCAAAUGCCAACUCCGUUUACCUGGUGGUUGCAGACACUGUAGGAGAAUCUGGUUCUUGCUCGAUUUGCACUCAAAAAUUUGCAGAAUUUCUAAUUGCGGUAUCCCUCGUUGCAUGGAUAUUAAAAGGCAUAAACAAAUGAUUGCUACACAAUCUGACCUUCAGCGAAGAGCUCUGCUGCAUUCACAGGUAUAAGGUUGCAGGGCCAGCCCUAAGGGCAAUCAACACAUAGUCAUAUACGGUCGCUUUCGACCCCUGAAGAGUAAAAGUAAACUUAAACUGUACAGUUCUAAUUUUUAAUUUUGAUAAAAGAAUAAUAUUAUUUAGGGUCUUGUGCAUAUUACAUAAUCUCAGUAAUAUAAACAUUUAUUCACUUGGAAAGAAAAAAUAAAAUUACUUCAA
Molecule: messenger RNA, 5571 nt
Organism: Erythranthe guttata (spotted monkey flower)
Lineage: Eukaryota; Viridiplantae; Streptophyta; Magnoliopsida; Lamiales; Phrymaceae
Source: RefSeq, a predicted model, not a curated record